Molecule: messenger RNA, 888 nt
Organism: Diceros bicornis minor
Lineage: Eukaryota; Metazoa; Chordata; Mammalia; Perissodactyla; Rhinocerotidae
Product: glycine N-acyltransferase-like
Exons: 5
Coding region: 1-888 (295 amino acids)
Cellular component (GO): mitochondrion
Molecular function (GO): glycine N-acyltransferase activity
Source: RefSeq, a predicted model, not a curated record
AUGCUCCACUUGCAGGGUCCACAAAUGCUGCAGAUGCUUAAAAAAUCCUUGUGGAAGAGCCUUCCUGAGUCCUUAAAGGUUUAUGGGACCGUCUUUCAUAUGAAUCGGGGAAACCCAUUCAGGUUAAAGGCGCUGGUGGACAAAUGGCCUGAUUUUAAUACAGUGGUUAUCCGCCCUCCAGAGCAGGAGAUGACAGAUGACCUUGAUCACUACACCAAUACUUAUCAAAUCUACUCCAAGGACCCCAAGAAUUGUCAGGAGUUCCUUGGUUUGCCAGAAGUCAUCAACUGGAAACAACAUUUGCAGAUUCAAAGUUCACAGUCUAGCCUGGAUGAGGUGAUAGAAAAUCUUGUAGCUAUUAAAUUGGGCAAGGUCAAGCGAACACAAUGCCUUCUCUAUAUGGCCUCUGAGACAACAAAGAAAUUGGUUCUUUCCCUGUUGGAUGCAAAGAACUUAACAUCCAAUGGUGGCAAACACAAGUCCAUCAACCAAGAGACAUUUAAACUCUCAUCCCUGGAUGUCACCCAUGCUGCCUUGGUAAAUAAAUUUUGGUAUUUUGGUGGCAACGAGAGGAGCCAGAGAUUCAUUGAGCGCUGUAUCCAUGUCUUUCCCACAUCCUGUCUACUGGGUCCUGAGGGGACCCCUGUGUCCUGGUGCCUGAUGGACCAGACAGGAGAGGUUCGGAUGGCAGGCACCAUGCCUGAGCACCGGACCCAAGGUCUCGUUUCCCAGGUCGUCUGUGCCCAGAUCCAGGCUAUGGACAAACUCGGCUUCCCCAUAUAUUGCCAUGUGGAUAGAGCCAACCACAUAAUGCAAAGAGUGAACUUCACCCUGCAGAUUGUCUCCGUGCCCUGUGAUUGGAACCAGUGGAACUGCGUGCCUCUGUGA